This is a messenger RNA of Acaulospora colombiana, 601 nucleotides long. Lineage: Eukaryota; Fungi; Glomeromycota; Glomeromycetes; Diversisporales; Acaulosporaceae. The record is from the annotation of a GenBank genome assembly.
CCUUGAGGCUGCCAUGAAGAGAAUAAAAGAAUCCACAAAAUUUAUCAACAUUAUUAUGAAACUAUUAAUUCUUGUUUUCGACAAUUUUCGCAGCCACUAUCACGAUAAUGUUAAAUUAAUUGAAGAAACUAAAACUAUCGAUAGCAUUCUUGAAGAUAUUAAAGCACAAUAUGAUAUUGCCAGUCAACAGCAUCAAAAAUAUAGUAAUGAUGCAAAUAAUUAUCAAUCGUCUAUCGCAACUCUUCAAGCAGCUGCUAAUGCUAAAUACGGUCAUAUUCAUAAGCUUUGUCAUGAUUUAAGUAAAAUUUGUUCUCGAUUUAACUUUGUUGAUGAACUUCAUGCAAACAUUGAGAGCAUGAAACAGGACGCAAGAACACUGCAGAAUACUGAUUUAAGAAAGAAUGCUGAAGCAGAGAUUCAAAGACUUGAAAAAUUAGCUAAUGAUCUAUCUUCAAAACGAACAAAAUGGACAGAGGAAAAACUUGCGAAAGAACAAUUUUCCGAACAAUCAAAUAACUCAGGGCCAUCAAAACUGGGAAAUCAGCAACAAAAUCAUAAAAAAAUAAAUCUGGGGUUUUUGUCGAAAUUUAAAAAAAAAUAA